This is a messenger RNA of Paramecium primaurelia, 689 nucleotides long. Lineage: Eukaryota; Ciliophora; Oligohymenophorea; Peniculida; Parameciidae. The record is from the annotation of a GenBank genome assembly.
AUGGAUCAAAUCUUUAUAAUAAUUUUACUUUAUUGGGGGCAUUUCAAUACUAUUUCAUUUUUAAUAAUAAUUGAAAAAUUUUCAAAUACCACUGAAAUAUAGAGUAAGAUAUUUUCAAAGUUUUUGAUUGUGCAUUAAAUGAUGAAAUCGAUAAAAAUACAGGUAAGCUGUUUGUAUUUUUAUUUAUUUAUCAUUUUGAUUUUUUUGACCUAAAAACAAUCUAAAUAUUUUAGAAAACUCAGAAAAUAUUAGAUUGCUAAUUUUAUAGCAAAUUCAAUUCUUUAUUAUUCCUAUUCUUUUCAUCAAAUUAUAAGGAAUCAUUUGACUCACCAUAUUAGAAAAUUGAAAAUAUUGAUCUAACAUCACUUUAUCUCAAAGUUGGGAAAUACAUCAAAAUUUAUUUUCAAUACUCUUAAAGUUACCUUGAAUGCAAUUCCUUCUAUUUUUUCUUAGAUAAAUGUAUCAUGAGGGAUUUGAAUACUAAAAGGCAGUUAAUUGAUAGUGUGCUUUAUUUCUAAGAUGCCACUACAUUAGCUAAAAUUCAGUUACAUAUGGAUACUAAUAAAAAAGUAUGCUUUACCAUAUACUAAACUAUAAUGGAUGUUGUUGCUAAGUUAGGUGGGUUGUUUACAACUAUUAAGGCUUUAUUGAAUUUUUUACUUUAACCUAUCUUGUCGAUUCUCAGGUGA